AUGGGUAAUAGCUUAUCGUUAUGCCUAUUGCGCGAAACGUCCAAAGAUGUGUUUAGAUAUUUCGAGAGUUUAUACAAAAAAUAUUUUAAAAGUUAUAAUUAUAUAAAUUAUAUCAGGUUGAAAUAUAAUAAGAAAGAUGAUAAGAUCCAUAGGAAGAACGUUAUUACAUGUGUUGAUUUUAAUGAAGAAUGUAAAAAUAAUAGAAUUAAAAAAGAGAAUUAUAUAAUUCGAGCUUUUUUGGACAUGACAAAACAUGAGAAAGCAUUAUUAUCUGUAGCAAUGGUAUUUCUUGUAAUAAAUGCGUAUACCAAUAUAAAUUAUCCUAGAAUAAUGGGUGAAUGUAUUGAAGCAAGUAAUCAUAUGGACAAUAAUAUCUUUAAUAAUAAUAAUAAUAAUAUUUUGAAGAGUAACAUUUUCAAAAGUUAUGAUAAUGUUAUAUAUAAUUAUUUAUGUAAUAUAAAUAUAUGUAAUAAUAUUAUAAAUUUUUUUUUUGAUAAAAUAAGAUUUAUAAAAAAUGGUUUCUUAGAUCGAAAUAUUAUGAAGACCAUAAUAUUUUACUUUCCUUAUUUUAUAUGUGGGGGAAUAGCAUCUUAUAUGAGAAUAUAUUUUACAAAUCAAUGUAUUAAAAAUAUAGAAAUACGUUUAAAAAAGCAAGUACAUGAUAAAAUUCUUAUGAAUAAUGAAGAAGAAUUUAAAGAAUACAAAACAUCUGAUUAUUUAGUAAAUUGUACUUUUAUCGAAAUAAAAUAUAGUUCAAAAGAAUUAAUUACAUGUAUUACACAAACAUUUCGUUAUAUGAAUUCAGUAAUAGGUGGAUUAAUAUCAAUGUCAUGUAUCUCUCUUUAUCUUACAAAGUUAUGUCUCUUCAUUAUACCUAUAUAUGGUCUUUCUGUUCUUUUCCUUUUAAAAUCAUUAAAACGCAUUAAAAUGGAAACUAUUACUAUGGAAGAAAAACAAAUAGCACGAUUUUCUGAUUCUUUACAAAAAAAAAAUAUAAUAUCAUUAUUUGGUAAUGAAUCAUAUGAACAUAAAUAUUUCUGUAAACAAUUACAUGCUCUCAAUAAUUUGUAUGAUAAAUAUAUAACUUGUGAAUCUAUAUUCUAUUCCUUCUUGAAUAUAGGUACUAAUGUUGUUAUAUGUACCAUUUUAUGUUUGGGAAGAUUAGAAUUAACUACACAACAUAUAACACAUGGGCAACUCGUGUCUUUUAUAGUUUACAGCACCAUGUUAGGACUAGGUGUGGGGGGCAUGUUAAAAUUAAAAAAAGAUAUUAAUCUUCUACAAAUAAGUUUACAAAAAAUAUAUGAAAUAUUAGAUCUGACAAAAAGGGGAACACAAACAUAUAUAAAUAAUUAUGAGAAAAGUAAAUUACUUAUACAAGACAAACGAGUAGAUCAUCUAAAAAAUGAAGAACGUGAGAACAGCAUGGGAAAAAAUAAAUCUGUUAAUAAGGAAGAUAAUGAUGUUGAUAAUAAGGAUGUUAAUAAGGAUGAUGAUCAUAAUCAUAAUAAUGAUAACAAUAAUUAUAACAAUAAUGAUAACAAUAAUGAUAACAAUAAUGAUAACAAUAAUGAUAACUAUAAUGAUAACAAUAACUAUAACAGUAAUUAUAAUAAUUAUUAUUAUUAUAAUGUUGUGAUGAAUGAUCUAGCUUUCAAGUAUCCACACAAAUGUAAUUAUAUACCUAAUAAUAUUAAAGGGUCCAUAAGAUUUGAAAAUGUUUCUUUUUCAUAUAAUCAUUAUGACAAAGAAAGAAAGAAAAUAGUUUUACAAAACAUCAACCUAGAAAUUAAAGCAAAUGAAAAAGUUGCCAUUAUAGGAAAAAGCGGAUCAGGAAAAUCAACAUUGUGGAAAUUACUUACAUGUAAUUUUUCUUAUGAAGGAAAUAUUUAUAUAGAUAAUCUGAAUAUUAAAAAUAUUCAUAAUCAUUUCUUAAAAAGAAAUAUUCUUUCUGUCAGUGAGCAAGAAUGUUGUAUAUUCAAUAGGACUAUUUAUGAAAAUUUAAUUUAUGGACUAGUACCUCUAUAUAUAGAAAAUCAUAAUAAUAAUCAUAAUCAUAAUCAUAAUAAUAAUUAUUAUUAUCAAUAUUUAUCAAAAUGUAUUUUUCAAAAUAUUAAUCCAAGUAAUAUUAUCCACAAAAAAAUUCUAAACAAUAUUCAAACAACAAAAUACAAUUCACAAUGUUAUCAAAACAAUAAACAUAAUAUUACCCCUAAUUUUAUAACUCAAAGUUAUCGAACACAAGAUGAAGAUGCACAUAAUAUUUCAAAUCACAAAGAUAUAGAUAACACAAAUAGAAAUAUAUAUCCAAAUUAUUAUACAGAUUUCUUAAAUUCAUAUGAUGAAUAUAAAUUAAAUAUUAUCAACUCUUCUAUUCAUGUAUUAUGUGAAGAACUUGAUUUAAAACAAUUUAUUAAUUCCAUGCCCCAGAAUAUACAUUCAAAUAUUCAAUAUAAUAAUAUGUCAUCCGGACAAAAACAAAGAUUAUCUAUUAUAAGAUCUCUUAUGAAAGAUACACCUAUAUAUAUAUUUGAUGAAAUUACAUCUUUUCUAGAUGAAGGAAAUAUACACAAAUUACACAAACUUAUUGAUUUAUUAAUACCUAACAAAACUAUUAUCUAUAUUACACAUUCAAUUCAUAUACUCAAUAAAAUGGAUAAAAUUAUUAUGCUAGACGAUGGUAAAAUUAGGGCUGUUGGGACAUAUGAACAAAUUAAAAAUGAUACCGUCUUUAUGGAUAUAUUCUCCCUACAUAAGCCUGCUGUAUAG
This is a messenger RNA of Plasmodium reichenowi, 2769 nucleotides long. RefSeq names its product ABC transporter (MDR family), putative. The coding region runs from base 1 to 2769 and encodes 922 amino acids. The transcript has a single exon. Gene Ontology annotation, molecular function: ATP hydrolysis activity; ABC-type oligopeptide transporter activity; ATP binding. NCBI's taxonomy places the organism in Eukaryota, Apicomplexa, Aconoidasida, Haemosporida, Plasmodiidae. Gene Ontology annotation, cellular component: membrane. The record is from RefSeq and is a predicted model, not a curated record. Gene Ontology annotation, biological process: transmembrane transport.